AUGUCGCGCAAGGACGACUCCAAGGCCAAGGACGCCAUCGUCACCGUCAACAUCGACGACUUUACGCGCACACGCGACAACGUCAUUGUCAGCCUUGCCACGCUGCAGUCCGCGGUGUCGGACCUGUCGCGUGCGUACAUCAACCAUGCCAACACCGUGCUGAACCGCGGCCCCAUUACCGUCGAGAGCAGCCUGAGCUCUGGACUCGCCGGGGGCCUUGCAACCACCCUGCUUGAGAAUGGCCUGCUGGGCGCCGGCUUGCCGCGCCACUCCAGUCCACCUGAGGCCACCAAGCCUGAGGUCGGCGACAAGAAGAAGCGCAAGCGCGCGCCGCCUGACCCCAAUGCUCCCAAGCGCGCCUUGACCCCGUACUUUUUGUACAUGCAGCACAACCGUUCGCAGAUUGCGUCCGAGUUGGGCCCUCAGGCAAAGCCCAAGGAGGUUUCCGACGAGGGCACCAAGCGCUGGGCUGAGAUGCCCGAGGAGGACAAAGCGGUCUGGAAGAAGCUCUAUGCCGACAACCUUGCUGUCUACAAAGCCAAGAUGACCGCUUACAAGGCCGGUCUUCCUCUCCCAGAUGACGACAACGCCAAAGCCGACAACCAGCUGCAGCAGAGCGUUGCUGCCGCCGAGGCCGAAGCCGCUGAAGACGACGAUUCCAGCUCGAGCUCUAACGAGGACGAGUCUUCAGAGGAGCCUGCCAAGGAACCCACCCCUCCCCCCAGUGGCAAGCGUCGUCGCGUCGGCGCCAAAGCAGCCAACAAUGUGUCGACUCCUGUGUCAGCCAAGAAAGCCUCGCCCGAGAAGAAGAAAACUCCUGCUCCCAAGAAGACCGAGACGAAGGAGGUCAAGGAAGCCAAGGAGCCUGCCUCCACGCGCAAGUCCCUGGGCACUUCGGCCGACGGCAAGCCCAGCAAGAAGAAGCGCAAGAGCGACAUCGACAAGCUUGUCAUAUCCCAGCUGGGUUUCUUGGCCCAACGCCGGCUUGCGCGUGGAGUCCGCUUGAACCAUGCCGAAGCUACCGCCUUGAUAUCUUCGAACCUGCAGGAACUGAUUCGCGAUGGAAAUCAUACUGUGGCAGACCUAAUGUCCAUUGGCAAGACAAUGCUAGGCCGUCGACAUGUUCUUCCCUCGGUCGUCUCUAGUCUUGUCGAGAUGCAGGUUGAAGGAACGUUUCCUACGGGCACCUAUCUAGUCACCAUCCAUCACCCUAUUAGCUCAGAAGACGGCGACUUGGAAAAGGCCCUGUACGGCAGUUUCCUACCAAUCCCACCGCAAACUGCAUUUCCAGAUCCAGAUCCUCAAGACUACAAAGCUGAAAACCAGCCAGGCGCUGUGAUUGUAGUCAAGAACACACGCAUUGCGCUCAACGGUGGUCGGAAACGCAUCAGACUCAAAGUGAUGAGCAAAGGUGAUCGACCAGUUCAGGUUGGAUCCCACUACCAUUUCAUUGAAACGAACCCACAGCUUCAUUUCGACCGCGUGAAAGCGUAUGGUUAUCGCCUCGAUAUCGCGGCCGGCACUUCGGUUCGCUUCGAGCCUGGCGAUACCAAGACCGUCACUCUAGUUGAAAUUGGCGGUAACAAAAUCAUCAAUGGUGGCAAUUCACUUGCAUCCGGGAAAGUCGAUACCAGCCGAGUGGACGAGAUAUUGCUUCGACUACAGCAGGCUGGGUUUGCGCAUACCCCCGAGCCUGCCGGAGGAGAUCUGGGCCCUAUUAAUCCCGGUUCGAUGGAUCGUGAAGCAUACGCGCGGAUGUUUGGUCCGACAACUGGUGACAUUGUCCGGCUGGGGGCUACUAAUCUUUGGAUCAAGGUUGAAAAAGACUGGACCACGUACGGAGACGAAUGCACCUUUGGCGGAGGAAAAGUAUUGCGCGAAGGCAUGGGCCAGGCUUCGGGCAGAAGUAGCAAAGAUUGCUUGGAUACAGUCAUCACAAAUGCACUAAUUGUUGACUGGAGUGGUAUAUACAAGGCCGACAUUGGCAUCAAGGACGGUAUAAUUGCCGGGAUUGGCAAGGCUGGAAAUCCCGAUGUGAUGGAUGGUGUUCACCCGGACUUGCUGGUGGGAUCUUCAACCGAUGUCAUUGCUGCAGAAAACAAAAUAGUCACUGCAGGUGGUUUCGAUACGCACAUUCACUUUAUUUGCCCGCAGCAGGUCAAUGAAGCCAUCUCGUCUGGAAUUACUACCAUGCUGGGCGGUGGAACAGGGCCAAGUACUGGUAGCAAUGCUACCACAUGCACCCCAGGCCCCAAUCACAUGCGCCAGAUGAUGCAAGCCUGUGAUGCAUUACCGGUCAAUAUUGGUAUCACCGGGAAAGGAAAUGACUCUGGCAAGCAGAGUCUUCGAGAGCAGUGUCUUGCUGGCGCUGCCGGGUUAAAACUACACGAGGACUGGGGAAGCACUCCGGCUGCCAUUGACUCCUGUCUUGAAGUAUGCGAUGAAUUCGACGUUCAGUGUUUGAUCCAUACGGACACCUUGAACGAGUCUGGCUUCGUCGAGCAAACGAUUGGGGCAUUCAAAAACCGCACGAUUCACACUUACCACACAGAGGGUGCCGGUGGUGGCCACGCGCCCGAUAUCAUCUCUGUCGUUGAACAUUCCAACGUGCUACCCAGCAGCACAAACCCGACCCGACCUUUUACUCUCAACACGCUCGACGAACACCUGGAUAUGCUGAUGGUCUGCCACCAUCUUUCCAAGAAUAUUCCCGAAGAUGUAGCCUUUGCCGAAAGCCGUAUUCGCGCAGAGACAAUCGCUGCUGAAGACGUGCUUCAUGAUUUGGGAGCCAUCAGCAUGAUGUCUUCUGACUCCCAGGCCAUGGGCCGCUGCGGCGAGGUUAUCCUGCGCACCUGGAACACGGCACACAAGAACAAGCUUCAACGAGGCACUUUGUCCGAGGACGAGGGCACGGGCGCUGACAAUUUCAGGGUUAAGCGGUAUAUCAGCAAGUACACCAUUAACCCAGCAAUUGCCCAGGGCAUGUCGCAUCUCAUUGGCAGUGUUGAGACCGGGAAAAUCGCGGAUCUUGUCCUGUGGACUCCGGAUAAUUUUGGUACCAAGCCGAAGAUGGUUCUUAAAAGCGGCAUGAUCGCUGUUGCUCAGAUGGGAGACCCAAACGCUUCCAUCCCAACUGUCGAGCCUAUAAUCAUGCGUCCUCAAUUCGGGGUCCUCGUCCCCUCAACCUCUAUAAUGUUCGUUUCCGAGGCCUCUAUUUCUCAAGGCAUCGUUCAAACAUACAACCUGCGAAAACGUAUCGAACCGAUCAAGAACUGCAGAAACAUAGGCAAAGGGGAUAUGAAGUACAACGAUAUUAUGCCGAGAAUGAAAGUUGAUCCGGAAAGAUACACCGUCGAGGCAGAUGGACAGCUGUGCACUGCCGAACCGGCAACGAGCCUGCCUCUGACACAGCAAUAUUUCGUGUAUUGA
Molecule: messenger RNA, 3429 nt
Organism: Talaromyces rugulosus
Lineage: Eukaryota; Fungi; Ascomycota; Eurotiomycetes; Eurotiales; Trichocomaceae
Exons: 10
Coding region: 1-3429 (1142 amino acids)
Biological process (GO): urea catabolic process
Cellular component (GO): urease complex
Molecular function (GO): nickel cation binding; urease activity
Source: RefSeq, a predicted model, not a curated record